Molecule: messenger RNA, 1502 nt
Organism: Hyla sarda
Lineage: Eukaryota; Metazoa; Chordata; Amphibia; Anura; Hylidae
Gene: FRZB
Product: frizzled related protein
Exons: 6
Coding region: 285-1232 (315 amino acids)
Biological process (GO): non-canonical Wnt signaling pathway; canonical Wnt signaling pathway
Cellular component (GO): cytoplasm
Molecular function (GO): Wnt-protein binding
Source: RefSeq, a predicted model, not a curated record
UUCCUGACUUCUGCUCCAGAAUAGGAGAACAAGAGACACUUUCACUGCAGCUCUGCCAGACGGUGGCCAAAUGGAUCUAUUAUCACUUGAGUUUUAAUUUUUUUUUUACAUUUUUUUUUUUUUUACAUUGACUUCUCAGAUCUGUAUUCAAGGAUUAAUUUUGCUGCUUUUAUAUUCUUAGCAUUUUUUUGUUUCGAUUUUUUUUUUUACUUUACUGUUCUCUUAAAGUUUGUGUUAUCCAUUUCUUUUUGGUUGACCGUAAAGUUGACAUUGACUUAACCAUAAUGUCCCUUUCUGGGAACUAUUUUUUGGUAAUGGUCCUGGGGCUGCUUAUUGCCUUACCCAGGGCACAAGGUGCAUCUUGCGAGCCUGUAAGGAUCCCCAUGUGCAAGUCAAUGCCUUGGAACAUGACUAAGAUGCCCAACCAUCUGCAUCACAGCACCCAAGCCAAUGCUAUACUUGCCAUUGAGCAGUUUGAGGGCUUAUUGGCCACUGAAUGCAGUCAAGACCUUCUGUUCUUUCUUUGUGCCAUGUAUGCCCCUAUAUGCACCAUUGAUUUCCAGCAUGAGCCUAUUAAGCCAUGUAAAUCGGUCUGCGAGAGGGCAAGAACAGGCUGUGAACCCAUUCUCAUCAAGUAUCGGCAUACCUGGCCAGAGAGCUUGGCAUGUGAAGAGCUACCUGUCUAUGACAGAGGAGUCUGCAUCUCUCCCGAGGCUAUUAUUACAGUGGAACAAGGAACUGAAUCAAUGCCGGACUAUCCAGUUGACUCAAACAAUGGAAACUGUGGUGGAGCUGCGAGCGAACAUUGUAAAUGUAAGCCAAUGAAAGCUUCACAAAAGACCUAUCUGAAGAACAACUACAACUAUGUAAUUCGGGCAAAAGUGAAAGAAGUGAAGGUGAAAUGCCACGAUGCCACCGCAGUCGUAGAGGUCAAGGAGAUUCUGAAGUCUUCAUUGGUGAACAUUCCAAAAGAUACCGUCACCCUGUACACAAACUCUGGCUGCCUGUGCCCACAGCUGGUGGUCAAUGAGGAGUAUAUUAUAAUGGGAUAUGAAGACAAGGAGCGCACCAGACUGCUUCUAGUGGAAGGUUCCCUGGCUGAGAAAUGGAGGGAUCGUCUUGCAAAAAAAGUUAAGCGCUGGGAUCAGAAACUGCGUCGCCCUCGAAAAAGCAAAUCUCCUGUUGCACAAAACGCCAAUAAAAACAGCAACUCAAGACAAAUGCAUAGCUAGACCUAUUGAACAAUGUAUAUAAAACUCUGUGGACUUUUAUACAAAGAUUUGCAUUGUUGGAACAACAAAGAAGAAAUUGCACUAUUGCACGUUAUAACCUAUUGUUUACUACAAGAUAUUGUAGUCGAUUGUAGUUUUUUUUCCCCCUCUUUUAUAUUUGCACGGAUUACUAAGCAAUAGAUUUAUUCCACUUCUAGAGAUGUCUAAGUUUUCAUUAUUUGUAAGUAAGAAGCAACUCAGUGGAUGAGAAAAAAAAAUCAAUUCAUGUUU